Messenger RNA from Linum tenue, 1937 nucleotides. The record is from the annotation of a GenBank genome assembly. NCBI's taxonomy places the organism in Eukaryota, Viridiplantae, Streptophyta, Magnoliopsida, Malpighiales, Linaceae.
AACGAAACAGAGCCUCCCUCGUCGCCAUCAUCGUCCUCGCCGCCAGCGGCCUCUUGAGGACCGCUGACCGCCAUCAAAUCCGUCGCCGGCCGCCGCCAUCAAAUUCCUUGCACUAUGUUGGAGGGUUCCAGUCUUUGACAGAGAGGAAUCCCUUCCUCACCGCUUCACCACUUCGUUGUUCGCUCUUCGCUUCGCGAUAAGGAGAGGUGACGUCGAGAAACAAAGCAUCCCUUCUCAACACCAAAUCGGAAUCUUCCCCUGGAACUCUGUUCCUUGUCGGCCGCAAAGAUUCAGUGUUCACAUAUAAGGUUUUGAGGGUUUCCCUUCAAUUUUUCUCUUGGGGGUCUUUACGCUAGGGAAUCCAAAUGGGCACUCGCUGAUCCACCCAUCAACGAUGAAGAGACCAAAGCAGACGACAGGGUGCAGAAGUGGAGAUUGCCGAUUUCACGAGCAACUCCUCUGGGUUCAAAGCUUCUGCUUUCUGGUCACAUCCUAAAUCACUGUAUAAAACAGCAACAAGCUGCAGGACCUAGUGGAAGCUCUCAUUCUACCUAUGGUUUGAUCCCGAGUCCUACUGGGUUAGAAGUGGAAGAAGACUAUUUCGAUGAUGCUUCUGAUGGGAAUGAUGAUAAUUAUGUCGAUGUAAAGCCGGAUGAGGAGGAAUGAUGAUGCUUCUACGGCACCUAUCGAAUGCUCAAGCUGUGGGGAUCCCCUGAAGCCGUCUGCCGAUGCGGCCUCUUCCACUCCACUUACUCCAACGCCUACGUCAGCCUCGCGCUCUUCCCUCACACCGAGUCCAGCAGGGCCCAACUCCGGGCCCACCUCGGCCCGGACGCCGAGCGGCUCGUCCACUUCUUCUGCUCGGUUCCGCGGCAGAAGCUGGUGUUCGGCCGGAUCCUGAUGGGUUAUGACUCGGCGGGGCAAAUCGUCGAACACCUGGCGGCGUCCCAACUCUCGCUGCGAAAUGCGAGGGAGCGGAUCGUUGUCGACGGCGGCGGGGAAUCGGAGGCGUGGAGGGAGAAGCUGAAUUCGAUCGUGCCGGAAGGCGGCGUGACUGUGGAGAACAUAAAGACUGGAGAAGAGUUCACUCUGCCGCGGAGAAUCGUGGCGCUUCUGCUGUUGUUCACGCUGGCCGAUUUCGCGGACGAGCUCUUCAGCUUUCAAGACGAGCUGUACGAGAAUUUGGACGGUAGACUAGACUUCUCGGGCAAUAGUGCAACUCCUUUAUGGCCAGGGGCAGGAAAGCCAGGGCUAUGGGUUAACUUAAUUUCAAGAAUUGCAGCCAUCUACAACCUACUAGUUCGAGAAGAAGAGAUUUUCAUGGAGGAAAGAAGAAGGUCUGGUGGAAUUUCGGUGGACAAAGAACGAGAUGAAGACAUCGAACUCGUGGUGCCGCCGAUUUUCAACGGAUGCACGAAAAUUGUGGAUGCAGGCGACCAAAUCAUAGCCAGGGACACGUAUUGGGAAGCUGUUUGUGGAAAUGCCUCACAGAAUAAUGAUUGCAACGAUGAUAAGUUGGAUAAGGUGGAGGAGUUGUUGGUCAAGAGUCUAGAGAAGAACCCAUUUUUAGGGGAUCCGCAUCUGGUGUUGGCGCAGGUUUACUUGGCGAAAGGGCGGUUCGAGGCGGCGGAGGUGGCGGCGGAGAAGGGUCUGAAGCUGCUGCUGGAGUGGGGAACGGCAUGGGAUAAGAGGGUUUCUUGGGAAGGAUGGGUGGCUUGGGGUAGGGUUUUGGUGAUGAAGGCUAAAGAGAAGUCGUGGCCCAAGACUUCAUGGGGCAUCCGCAGCUUGAGGCUCAUUAGGUGAUCGUAAAUUGGACUUUGAUUACUCGUGCUGCUAUCUUCCAUUUCGUCAUCUCUUUGUAUUCUUCUUUGUAACAUCUCCAUUCCAUGAAUAAACCAAGUUUCAAGUCAGUUAAUAAUUAAAUGCGUUAAAUUGGC